Molecule: messenger RNA, 2400 nt
Organism: Bactrocera latifrons
Lineage: Eukaryota; Metazoa; Arthropoda; Insecta; Diptera; Tephritidae
Product: membrane metallo-endopeptidase-like 1
Exons: 1
Coding region: 41-2164 (707 amino acids)
Biological process (GO): protein processing
Cellular component (GO): plasma membrane
Molecular function (GO): metalloendopeptidase activity
Source: RefSeq, a predicted model, not a curated record
UUCUACAAUUCAGUACUGCUUCCAGUCUGACUACGACAAAAUGCAUAAAAGUGGACCGUUGACGCGAACUUUACCGCUAACUUUAAACUUCAUAUUGGCUUUGUGCAGUCUUGUGCCGCAAGCUGUGGCUGAACGUGGCACAAAUGGACGCGAAAGGGAGGAGCAAAUCAUGCGCAAUGCCAAAGCAGCAGAGGUACUCAGAUAUAUGAACCGAGAAGCUGAUCCAUGCAAUAACUUUUAUGACUUUGCAUGCGGCAAUUGGGCGUCACAUCAACCGACAUUGUUGGAGGGAGAUGCACCGAUAUCCGUACAAAGUCAGUUGGCGCAACGCGUACGAAAGGACGUACAAAUGCUGCUCGAUGGCGGCGCACGCAGUAAGGGUCGGACGAAUUUGGAUGAGCGUAAAGUUAAGGAGUUUUACAAGUCGUGUAUAGUAGUCGAACGCUCUUCGUCGUUACAGCAAGCCUUUCUAAUGAAUUUCAUAAAGGAAUAUGAGGGAUUGCCGUUGCUUGCGGGCACCAACUGGAAUAUGAACUAUGAUUGGGUGCAGGUAGUGGCGCGUUUACGUCUGAACUAUGGCUUUGACUAUCUGAUUGGUAUGGAAGUGGUGACUACUGAGCAUUCGCUACCAGGCAAAGCGGUGAUACAAUUGACCGAACCGGCAACGUCAUUGCUACCGCGACACUUGUGCAGCGGAGGUGCUAUUUUGGAUACGCGGCUUGUCGAAAAACACACAGCGCAAUUGCAAAUUGAAAUCGCCUUGGACUUACAGUCUUGGUUUGGGCUAAAAGAAGAGGAAACCGAACGUGUCGCUGGCGAUAUUAUACGUUUCGAGCUCGAAUUAUGUCAAUAUAUGAGAGAGAAUGAAUCGUUGCCGCCAACCGAAAAUGAUGAGCCCGAACCAAGUGUUUAUGAGGGACGAGACUUGGCGCGCCUUUCAAAGGAUUUCGGUAAUAUAAUUAAUUUUAGAAGGUAUUUGGAAACCAGUCUCAAUUCAACCGUUGCAAACUCGGAGAUUGCAAUGAAAUCACCGGCUUAUUUUAAAAAUUUGGCACGCAUAGCACGCUUAAACCCGAGACCGACGCUAACCAAUUACAUAAUGUAUCGUGCACUGGCGGAAAUAAACUUUCCACGCAAUGAAACUAGUACUCCAAGAGCGGGGUACUGCGCGCAAUUGACCAUGCGAUUCUUCCCCAAAGUUGUCGGUGAGAUAUAUAAGAAUAGAUAUCAACGUAGCGAAAUUAGAACCGAUGCUGAGCAACUUUUCGACAAAAUCAAAGGCACUUUGAGUGAAUCUUUAAAUGUAAAUGAUUUAUCAGAAAAUGCACAGAGAACGUUGCGUAACAAACUGCUGGCAUUUGAGAGGUUACUCUUCCCCAUCUACAAGGGUGUCAACUUACGCGAUCUGCCACUAGAGCACACCAAUUUCUGGCAUAAGCAAGAUAUCGCCAUGAAGUUUAAAGGCUACAAAGAGCGUCAGCGUUUCUAUGGUGGCGAUCCCGAUUUGGAUGAAAGCCUCGUCGAAGCGUUUGAUAUACGUAUGCAGUUGCUGGAUAAUGGCAUUAUGACCGGUUGGGGACUGCUGCAACCGCCCUUCUAUGACUACAGUUAUGCCAAGUCCUUAAAGUAUGCGUUGCUGGGUCCACUUAUUGCGCGUGAACUGGCAGCCGCCUUGAUACCGGAUGAGCUGGAGACAGAGCUUACACGUGAUGACUCGAUUAUGGAAAUUUUUGACAAUGUUACCGAAUGCUAUCGCACGCAGUACAGCAACUACUUGUAUAAUAUACCGAAUGUAUUCUACAAUGCCAGCAAAUUGCGUGAGCUCAUGACAGAUAGCGCUGGCUUGAAUAUAGCUUUCAAAGCUUAUCUCGGCUGGCUAGCCGAUAUGGUUCCGACCGGCAAUGAUCGGCAAACUUUGUUACGUGAAACCCUGCCGGGUGUGGACUUUACCAAUACACAGUUAUUUUUCAUCGUUUUCGCGCAAUCCCGUUGCCAUGCCAAAUAUGUCAAGGAAAUGCCGCCAACAUUUCUUCCGCUGGAUACGCACACCGAAGAACUCUUCAAUGUAAAUGGUGUCUUGGGAAAUAAUGUGGAAUUUGCGCGUGAAUUUGGCUGCGUGCUGGGCACGGAUAUGAACCCGGAUGACAAAUGUACCAUGUUUUGAAUUUAACAAAUUUAAAUACAAGCAGAAAAACCUUUUCAAAACUGGACCAUAAAAUCCGAAAAUUGGAUAUUACAAGAGCUCUUGAUUAUUUAUGUGUUGUGUUUCAAAAAUAAGAACUUUUUCAUGAAAUUUCAAACCAUGGAACUAAAUUGUGUCUCUUAUUUAUAAGAAUCCUUUCUGAUAUUAAGUCGAUAAAGUGAAAAAAUAAAUAUUUUAAACCAAAAUAUUACAAUGUU